Messenger RNA from Suillus fuscotomentosus, 1097 nucleotides. Its product is annotated as mitochondrial carrier protein RIM2. The transcript is spliced from 4 exons. Lineage: Eukaryota; Fungi; Basidiomycota; Agaricomycetes; Boletales; Suillaceae. Gene Ontology annotation, cellular component: mitochondrion. Gene Ontology annotation, biological process: pyrimidine nucleotide import into mitochondrion. Bases 54 to 1097 code for a protein of 347 amino acids. Gene Ontology annotation, molecular function: pyrimidine nucleotide transmembrane transporter activity. The record is from RefSeq and is a predicted model, not a curated record.
UUUGGAUUUUGGUGGACUUGUUUCCUUGGGAGGAUAUUCACUAGAUCGAUACAAUGGCCGGUGCACCUCCAAUUACGACAAGCCCGACUGCAUCCAGUAGUCUCCUGCCAGCAAAAUCAUGGCAACACUUCGUAGCAGGAGGUCUGGGUGGAAUGUGUGGUGCAAUCGUCACGAGUCCAUUUGAUGUUGUCAAGACGCGGUUGCAGUCCAGUCUUUUCAGGGAGAAGCACACUUCAUUCGGGGUUGUAGGAGGUGGUGUUGCAGCGCUCCCGCAGCGUUCAAGUGGUUUGUUGUGGAAUUUUGUCGAGACCGGACACAUUCUACGUGACAUAUACCGUGACGAGUCUCCAAAAGCGCUUUUCAAAGGCCUUGUGCCAACUCUAGUCGGUGUCAUACCUGCCCGUUCAAUCAAUUUCUACACGUACGGUAACGGCAAGCAAAUUAUCGCCAAUCAAUUCAACCACGGACAAGAAAACUCCUACGUCCACCUUGUCGCAGCUGCAACUGCUGGUAUUAUAACGGGGACAGCCACAAAUCCCAUCUGGGUUGUCAAGACGCGUCUACAGCUUACAGCAUCGGAACGUCGACAUCCCUCCUCACUCGCAAGUAUGAACCGAGGAGCAAUCGCUGGACCUUCACGCGCCCUCGGAGGCAGUUACAAUAUGAUCACGCAGAUCUACCGUCAGGAGGGCAUCAAGGGCUUUUACAAAGGCCUGAGUGCGAGUUAUUUGGGCGUGACAGAGGGAACCAUUCAAUGGGUGCUCUAUGAGCGCCUGAAGAGGUUAUCUGCAAACACUGAAGGUCGUGGAGGCAUGACCGAGUGGUUUGGAAUGCUUGGCAGCGCCGGAACUGCGAAGUGCAUCGCCAGUUUAAUCACAUAUCCCCAUGAGGUACUACGGACGCGACUACGACAACCGUCUGUGAACGGCGUCAUGAAGUACACUGGUCUUUGGCAAACGCUGCGGACCGUUAUUGCCGAAGAGGGAGCCCGCUCCCUUUAUGGCGGGCUGAGUGCGCAUUUAAUGCGUGUCGUCCCUAAUGCAGCGGUGAUGUACUCGAUAUACGAGGGUGUCUUGCGAUGGGGAAAGCACAAUUGA